AUGAAGCGUGAGGAGAUAAUAAAGCAAAGGGAUAUAUUGCGCAAAAUAUCUCAGGCUAGCGAUGCUAUCCGACAGAAACAUAAAAUGUUAAAGUUGGGUAAAGAUACCGCUGAAAAGGCCAUGAGCGAGAUGUUUAAGCCAAUAGUUACACCUUUGCAAAGUCUAGUAGACUCAUCACCACCAACAUCAAAACAAAAAAUUAAAGAAGAGAUCAAACAAGAGAUCAAACAAGAGAACUCAUCGUUAAAGGAUUUAUCUGAGCAUGGCAACGAUGAUGAUAAUGAUGAUGAUGAUGGUCAGAGUUUAUACGAUAGUAUAAUUUCCCAAAAUAAUACAGGUGCAAGAAGCAAAAAUCUUGAUGACACACUUUUAUCAAGAACACCUACUUCAACAAGUACGCCAGCUAAAACGGGUGAUUUAUCGAAAAGUUACAUAAAUAAAUUCAAUAGCUUCAGUAAUGAAAUAGAUUCACGGUAUGGUGUACGCAGAAAGUUUAAUAAAUUAUUUAUCGGUGAUUCUAAUAUUGCAUUUAAGGAUAAUAAAAUUAUGGUUCAAGAUAAAUCAUAUCCAAUGACUUCUGGGCUAUUAGAACUAUUAUUUAAAAAGUCACCCAUUGACUCGCUUGUCACACAGAAUGACCGAAAGAAAUACUUUGAAAUUCUUGAAAAAACUAAUACCCACAGAAAACAUUACAAGGCGGAUGGUGAAAUUUUUAUCGAUUCAACAGCGAAAUUUGAUAAUUAUAUUGCUGAUUUUCUCGCUAAGCACAAUUACUCAUCAUCUGGAAAGGGAAUACCAAAUUUAAUGAUAGCAAGAAAGAAGAAAACACCCAUAGACUAUGUAUAUUGGGAUGAUCCUAAUGAACUAAUUGAUCGUCUUCGUCUUCUCAUGGCUUCUCAAGCAGCUGGUAAUCCGAGUCAUACGAAUGGAAUAAUUUCAAUUAUUGAAGAGUUACGAGAGGCUGAAAUUAUUUAUUAA
Molecule: messenger RNA, 978 nt
Organism: Microplitis mediator
Lineage: Eukaryota; Metazoa; Arthropoda; Insecta; Hymenoptera; Braconidae
Exons: 1
Coding region: 1-978 (325 amino acids)
Source: RefSeq, a predicted model, not a curated record